AUGGGGAGUAAGACCCUGCCGGCCCCAGUGCCUAUCCACCCUUCCCUCCAGCUCACCAACUACUCCUUCCUGCAAGCGUUCAACGGGCUGCCCGCCGUGCCCUCUGACCACCUCUCCAACCUCUACGGCUUCAGCGCCCUGCAUGCCGUACACCUGCACCAGUGGACUUUGGGCUACCCGGCCAUGCAUCUGCCCCGCUCCUCCUUCUCCAAGGUGCCCAGCGUAUCGAGCCUGGUGGAUGCACGGUUCCAGCUGCCGACCUUCCCACUCUUCCCACAUGUCAUCCAGCCCAAGCAAGAGGCCACCAAUGUGACCCUCAAAGCCAAACCCCGCUUCGACUUUGCCAACUUAGCAGUGGCUGCCACACAAGAGGACCACUCUAAACUGGGACAGGCAGACAGUCAGGGCUCCCCCCCAGGGCUGGGGUCUUUGCUUGAGGUGACUAAACUCUCUCCAGAGAAGAAACCCACGCGGGGAAGGUUACCAUCCAAAACCAAGAAGGAGUUCGUGUGUAAAUUCUGUGGCAGGCACUUCACCAAGUCCUACAACCUUUUGAUCCAUGAAAGAACCCACACUGAUGAACGGCCCUACACAUGUGACAUUUGCCACAAGGCCUUCAGAAGACAGGAUCACCUGAGGGAUCACAGAUAUAUCCAUUCUAAAGAAAAGCCUUUUAAGUGUCAAGAAUGCGGGAAAGGAUUUUGCCAGUCCAGAACGCUAGCUGUCCACAAGACACUGCACACGCAAGUAAAGGAACUGAAACCCGGCAAACUUAAGUGCUGA
Egretta garzetta (little egret) is the source of this 783-nucleotide messenger RNA. RefSeq names its product odd-skipped related transcription factor 1 (gene OSR1). The record is from RefSeq and is a predicted model, not a curated record. Gene Ontology annotation, molecular function: RNA polymerase II transcription regulatory region sequence-specific DNA binding; DNA-binding transcription factor activity, RNA polymerase II-specific. Bases 1 to 783 code for a protein of 260 amino acids. Gene Ontology annotation, cellular component: nucleus. Gene Ontology annotation, biological process: embryo development; urogenital system development; regulation of transcription by RNA polymerase II. Lineage: Eukaryota; Metazoa; Chordata; Aves; Pelecaniformes; Ardeidae. The transcript has 2 exons.